GCGAAGAAGCCUGUGGAGCGCGGGCUAGAUCGCCGUGGAGACACACUUAAGGGAACUCACACCAGAGAACGCAAAGCAGGCUCCACUCGGGUGAGCCCGGCGUGCACGGGCCUCUGACUGUAUCCGCCGCCGUCACCCCAGAGAGGUUCUGAGUUACCGAACAAUUGCCCGGACAGAAGCGCCGCCUUGGACGUCUCUCAGUGCCGUCCCUGGUGCAGUGAAGCCUCUCCAGGCUCCGGGCUGAUGGUGUGGCCCUGUCACAAGGGAACCGCGCACCCGGGCUCCGUCACUCUGCUGCACUCAGCUCCCGGGCUGCUCGAGGGGACGACAAGCGCGUCAGAAUUGUGUGCCUGGGAAUCCGUCCAUCUCUGUGGUCACCCCAUUGAAAAAAUGGACGUGGAUCAGUUGGACCUGAAUCCUAGAAUUAUUGCUGCAGUUAAGAAAGCCAAACUGAGGUCAGUAAAGGAGGUUCUGCAUCUUUCUGGACCAGACCUGCAGAGACUGACCCGCCUCUCCGGCCCCGACGUGCAGCGCUUACUGAAGGCGGCCUCCUCACACCUGCAAGGAAGCAGCGUCUGCACAGCGCUCCACCUGCUCCAGCAGGAGGAGCAGUUCCCUGAGCAGCACGAGCGCCUGAGCCUGGGCUGCCCCGUGCUGGACGGGCUCCUCCGCGGCGGGCUGCCCCUGGACGGCAUCACCGAGCUGGCCGGACGCAGCUCCGCCGGGAAGACCCAGCUGGCACUGCAGCUCUGCCUGGCCGUGCAGCUCCCACGGCGACACGGAGGCCUGGGGGCCGGGGCCAUUUACGUGUGCACAGAGGACGCCUUCCCCAGCCAGCGUCUGCAGCAGCUCAUCGCUCAGCAGCAGCGCCUGCGGACAGAUGUCCCAGGGGACGUGCUCAGGAAAAUCAAGUUUGGCCACCAGAUCUUCAUCGAGCACGCAGCCGACGUGGACACCCUGCUGGAGUGCGUGCGUAAGAAGGUGCCUGUGCUGCUGUCGCGGGGUAUGGCCCGCCUGGUGGUCAUCGACUCCGUGGCAGCCCCAUUCCGUUGUGAGUUCGACCAGGCGGCCUCGGCCCUCAGGGCCCGGCAUCUGCAGGCGCUGGGGGCCGAGCUGCGCCGGCUGAGCUGCACCUUCCGGAGCCCCGUGCUGUGCAUCAACCAGGUGACGGAAUCCACAGAGGAGCGGGGUGUGGCAGCCGGGCCGCCGGGUGUCGGGGGAGAGCGGGCUUCUCCGGCCCUGGGCAUAACCUGGUCCAACCAGCUCCUGGUGAGGCUGAUGGCCGACCGGCUGCGCCCUGAGGAGGCCGCCUCCGCCGCGCCCCGCCGCACCCUGAGGGUGCUCUCCGCCCCCCACCUGCCGCCUUCGUCCUGUUCCUACACGGUCACCGCCGAGGGUGUGCGGGGGACACCUGGGACUGAGUCCUGCUGACGUGUGGCCCUCCCUCUGGUUAGGGUCCCCUCAGGUACCAGGGGCUGCCCCCACCCCCGCCGGCUGCUGCA
Molecule: messenger RNA, 1502 nt
Organism: Globicephala melas (long-finned pilot whale)
Lineage: Eukaryota; Metazoa; Chordata; Mammalia; Artiodactyla; Delphinidae
Gene: XRCC3
Product: X-ray repair cross complementing 3
Biological process (GO): resolution of mitotic recombination intermediates; double-strand break repair via synthesis-dependent strand annealing; telomere maintenance via recombination
Cellular component (GO): replication fork; Rad51C-XRCC3 complex
Molecular function (GO): four-way junction DNA binding; ATP-dependent DNA damage sensor activity; ATP binding
Source: RefSeq, a predicted model, not a curated record